Molecule: messenger RNA, 1284 nt
Organism: Alternaria ventricosa
Lineage: Eukaryota; Fungi; Ascomycota; Dothideomycetes; Pleosporales; Pleosporaceae
Exons: 1
Coding region: 1-1284 (427 amino acids)
Biological process (GO): transcription initiation at RNA polymerase II promoter; transcription open complex formation at RNA polymerase II promoter
Cellular component (GO): transcription factor TFIIE complex
Source: RefSeq, a predicted model, not a curated record
AUGGGCGCGGCAAUGAAGGACCCCGUGGAGAAGAGCGGAGGGGAUCCCGUACAAGCCGUGAAGCAGUUGCUCAGGACAGUCGUCCGUAUGUUCUACGAGACCGAGCACAUCGUCAUUAUGGACGCGCUCUGCUAUCACGGCGCGCUGCCCGUGGCCGACAUGACCAUUAUCCUCGACGCAGGCAAGAACUCGAAACAUGUCAGCAAGGUUGCGGGUAAGCUUCGGGAGGCAGGGCUGUGUUCAUCCUACACUCAGCAUGUCCUGCGCCAGGGUGCAAACAAGGCAUCAAGCAGAGAGUUCUUUUACAUUGACUGGCGCCGCGCCGUCGACUCUGUCAAGUACAAGAUUCACAAGAUUGAUGAGGGCAUCAAGAGGGACGCGAAACCCACUACCGAGAAACCCGAGUUCAAAUGCCUGAGAUGCAAAUCCACAUACACGACCAUGCAGGCGCUUGAUCACCCCGAUACGAACCCUGGGCCAGACGACAGCGGCUUCAUCUGCGCGAGAUGCGGAUUCCGAUUAGACGAGAUCGACCAAGAUAUUCAAGCGGACGACGUCGACGACACCCCAGCCAAGUUCAAUAAGCUGUUUGGCCCGCUGAUCGAGAUGAUGUCAAAGAUUCAGGACAUGGGCAACCUUCCAGCGUUGGAACCGCCAGACAUUAUCAGCGAAAGGAUCGAGCUUCCUCGAGAUAGGAAUGUCGACCCUGGUACGCAGGUCGAGGUUAUCGAGACGACGGCCUCACGCCCAACCGCCGUCAAAGGCAUUGACACAGGCCCAGAGAAGAUCAAUGUGCAGAUAGGCUCGAGCGCAGAGCAAAACGAGAAGCAGCGAGCGGCAGACCGGGCUCGUCAAGAGAAGAUAUCCAUGCAGAACCAGCUUCCCACUUGGCAUACAAAAUCAACUGUCAUCAAAGAUGCGGCAGGGAAUACGACCACUGUGAAGCAAGAGGCGGACGGGAUCGACAAUUCCAGUAUCAAGACGGAGGCAGGGGAUACAAUGGGCACCAAUCAGAACCUUGAUGCAGUCUUCGCCCAGAUCGAAGCCGAGCGCCGCAGGAAGGAGCAGGAGGACGACGACGAGGACGACGAGGAUGACGAUGAGGACGAGUUUGAAGAUGUCGAUGUGGGCACGCCCAGUGCUCUACCGGAAGCGAAGCGUGUCAAGCUGGAAUCGUCCGCCGCUCCAACUCCUUCCGCCGCUGCCACACCAGCAGCAGCAACCCCAGCCGCAUCCAACGGCGGCGAUGAAAGCGAAGAGGAUGAAUUCGAGGAUGUAAACUGA